CUGUUUUUCUCCGUUAUUGCUCAACUUGUACUCCUCUUUCUGGUUCUUCCUCCUUCGGGGCAGGUCGGGCUCGUUCAAGCUAAGAACGAUUUUUGUCGAUAUUUUUCCACUGGUCUGGUACCACUUUGGAUGAUGUUUCUAUCAAGAGCAUUGGAAACCGAUGCCAAUGGUUCAAUUACAUUCUUGCACCAGGUAAACUUUCAGACUGUGUCAGCAUUCUUCCUUGGAUGGGUAUUCUAUGCAUCAAUUUCUACUCUCUUGACUUCUUUGCAUCGGAAAAGAAUGAUCAUAAGAUUGCGGGCCUUGCUAGUAGCCUCCACCGUUCAAAACGACUCCAUUAUACAUAUCUCGCCCCCUUCAAUCGAUCGAGUUUUCUCUCCUCCUGCAGGCGACAAUGUACAACGUAUCCUGAUCAUCAUGAUGUUUGCCUCUUUCGUGACGGGUGGUCUGACCAACUUUGGGUCUUUACUAUCAUUUCAGAACUCUAACCUAUGUGCCUUCUUGGUCACUUGGAGUAUUCUCUCGCUGGACACAGCGCGCUUAAUGGGCUUGUGCAUGCUUCUUCUUGCUCUCAAGCACUUGGGCAUGAAACAAUGGGAGCUAGUUAUUUCUCUCAUUUGGUUAUUGACUGGCCUUGCUUUUGUGUUCAUCAACGCUGCAUUGGCCACAGGUGUUACGCAAACUAUACCUGGACCACAACUUGGCAUCUCAUUCUGUUUUCCGAUCACGAGACACAUUUUUCCAACAUCCGCAGUGGUGUCAACUUCAAUUUACCUUUGCCUGGAAAUUUUUGUUGUCGUUCGUUUGUUGUUCAAGCUCCCCAGACCGCAGCUUUACAGACGGCGGGGAUGGGCUUAUCUUUUCAAUACUCAAAUAAUCAGAGCGCUAUCCCUUGUGCUGCUCGACUUACUAACUUUGGUACCCUCUGCUAUUACUACUGAUACAUUAGGAGAUCCUAUUUCAUAUAGCAUUGGUGCCAUUGGAGUAUUGCCCAUGAUGCGGAUGACCGGCAGCUCAUCAACAUACAAGAUUCACCCGACGUGUCUCCAGCUUCAGCGCUGACAUCUAGUAGCCCAGCAUCGACCCAAAAAGACGCU
Molecule: messenger RNA, 1097 nt
Organism: Lentinula edodes (shiitake mushroom)
Lineage: Eukaryota; Fungi; Basidiomycota; Agaricomycetes; Agaricales; Omphalotaceae
Exons: 7
Coding region: 130-1062 (310 amino acids)
Source: RefSeq, a predicted model, not a curated record